GAUGUCAUAAGAAGAGGAAUAAAACUGAGAGGUAACGAGGGAGGAGCUGGAAGAUGGAUAUAUAAGAAAACCGUGGCACUUCCUCUCCCGAUCGGUCUAUCGCACCUUCCGUCCGUCAGAGGCUGUCGUCGUCCGCCGUCAACAUGAGAGCGUUUGUAUUGCUGUGUCUUCUGCAUGCGUCUUUUGCUCAAAGGCGAAACGGCUGGGAUGGACCGAUACAGGGCCCCUCGGACGUAGAGCUCGCACCAGGCAGCGAGUGUGCCGCGGGCCUGGAUUCCUGUAGCUGCUGUCUGAUCCUGCGGGACGUCAGCAAGCUGAGGACGAAGCUUGACGCAACGCUGGCCAGGCUGGAGAGCGAGAGCUCGCUGGCAACGCGGAGUCUGGGCAGGCUGGAAGCCGGCCGCGCCGCCUUCUCCGUCUCUCUGCUCAAGGAUGGCGGCUUUAGGUGCAUCGGCCCCUUCGGCGGCGACGAAGUCGUCAUCUACGAACACGUCUUCCUCAACCUGGGCGGCCACUACAACGGGAGCACCGGCGUCUUCACCGUGCCCCAGGCUGGUCUCUACACCUUCGCCGUCACCCUCCACAGUGACGCCGGUGCCCCUCGGAGCCCGCUGGCCGCCUGCACGGGGCUGCAGGUCAACGGCCGGGUGGCGGCCGAGGCCCGCGAGCAAAACGCCGACGACCAAGAGGACAGCGCCACCGCGGUGGUGCUCCUGCAGCUGAACGCUGGCGACGCGGUGGCCGUCAAGCUGCUCAAAGGCUGCUUCCUCUGUGACAAAAGCCACUACAACACUUUCAGCGCCUUCCUGCUGUACUGAAGGAGUGAGGGAGCCCGCGGCGCGCUGGGUUCGGUGCCAACUCUCGUCUCACAAAGAGAGUUUAGCGUCUGCUAGAUGAAAUCUUCCCGCGGUGCGCUCAUCUCACCUCAGUCCGCUCUGUAAUAUCCAUCACAGCCAUAUCCAUUGAAAGCUUACAAAGAAAGAGUACCUUAGUUCUGCAACAGCUUAUCCCCGCUUUUCAUGCUGAAAUCACGUCAUGUAGUGUUUGAGAUGCGUGAAACACAGAAAAAGGGAAUCAGGGUUUUAAAAACAGAGGCAGUUCGAAGCAAUUGCAAGUGAUUUUGUUUCCACUGAGAGUAUACGUGAUGUCUCCAUUGAAUCAGUUGUUGUCCAAAUUAAAGUGUUGAGAUAUAUAA
Messenger RNA from Scophthalmus maximus (turbot), 1195 nucleotides. Its product is annotated as cerebellin-2-like. The transcript is spliced from 4 exons. Bases 144 to 818 code for a protein of 224 amino acids. NCBI's taxonomy places the organism in Eukaryota, Metazoa, Chordata, Actinopteri, Pleuronectiformes, Scophthalmidae. Gene Ontology annotation, molecular function: protein binding. The record is from RefSeq and is a predicted model, not a curated record.